GGAGGGUUGGUGGAAGAGUGGUAGUAGGUGCUCUGUACCUGUAAAAAUCAUCCUCAGCUACUUCCAUCUCUCUCUCUCUCUCUCUCUCUCUCUCUCUCUGUGCUUCCACCACCAUGGAUCUCAGCCCUCUUCCCCUUCAACCCCAACCUCAGGAAGAACAAAAGCCCGAACCAGAGCACGAAAUUACGAUCCUACCCUCCCCUCUUCUCUCCACAGCUUCCCUCUCUCUUUCCCUCUCCUCUCUCCUCUCCUACAAACCUCCUUCCUUCCUUCCUCACUUUUCCUAUAAAUGCCCCAAAAUCCCUUCCCAAAUCUCAUCUGUCUCCUCCAAUCUCUCCCCUCCAAAACCCUCCCCAUCUCUGAGAUCUUCCACUUUCAAAUCCUCGCCCUCCAUCAUCCCCCUCCAGUCCCCGCUCUCAGUGCCCCACCGUCGCGUUCCUGAUCCGUCCAAUCCCUUCGCCCUCCGUCGAUCGUCGAUCGUCUUCUUCCGCAACGAUCUCCGCCUCCAUGACAAUGAGACUCUCAAAUCCGCCCACGACGAGUCCCUCUCUGUUCUCCCUGUCUACGUCUUUGACCCCCGUGACUAUGGAAAAUCAUCCUCCGGCUUCGACAAGACCGGGCCCUACCGCGCCACCUUCCUCCUCCAGUCCGUCUCCGACCUCCGCCACAGCCUCCGGUCCCGUGGGUCUGAUCUUGUUGUCAGGAUCGGGCGGCCGGAGACGGUCCUCGCCGAGAUGGCGAGGGCGGUUGGGGCUGAGGCGGUGUAUAUGCAGCGGGAGGUGUCGAAGGAUGAGGUUCGGACGGAGGAGAGGAUUGAGUCUGCGUUGAAGGAGGAUGGGGUGGAGGUGAAGUAUUUCUGGGGAAGCACACUCUAUCAUUUGGAUGAUCUGCCAUUUAAAUUGGAGGAUAUGCCGUCGAAUUUCGGAGGGUUUAGGGAGAGAGUGGAGGGUUUGGAAGUGAGGAAGACAAUUGAGGCGCUGGAUCAGUUGAGGGGCCUGCCGAGGAGAGGCGAUGUUGAGGUUGGGGAGAUUCCGAGCUUGGUGGAUCUCGGGCUCAGCCCAACUGUGACGAUGGCUCAGGAUGGGAAGCCCACCGCUAAUGCUUCUCUUGUGGGAGGUGAAACCGAAGCAUUGCAGAGGCUCCAGACAUUCGCAGCAGAAUGCCGGGCACAGCCAAACAAGGGUGAUAAGGAUAGUGGUCGUGAUAACAUAUAUGGAGCCAAUUUCUCCUGCAAAAUCUCUCCUUGGCUUGCCAUGGGAUGUCUCUCUCCCCGUUUCAUGUUUGAUGAGCUGAAGAAAUCUGCAACCAGAAUGGUUUCCGCCACCUCAACUUCGAAAAAUGGCACUGGCCGCGUUGACAAUGGAAUGAACUGGUUGAUGUUCGAGUUGUUAUGGAGGGACUUCUUCAGAUUCAUUACGAAGAAGUACAGUGCUGCCCCGAAGAAACUUGAAGCUACUCCAGCUACAGCUUGCAUGGGCGCUCUUGCCUGAGCUCAGUGAAAUCCAUCUGUUGUAGGUCUUUUUGAAGGAAGUGGUGGGUUUUCCUUGUUGGGACCCUCUCAGCUUUCAUUGUCCCAGAAAGAGGUGGGUGUAGAGUAGCCCGUUUUAAUGUUUCUUUGAGAUUGCCGAUUUGGCAAUGUGAACGAGCAUGUACGUUUGUCCAGACAUGAAUAACAGACCCUUUUAGGAGAGGGGUCCUGUCGGAGAAUCAAAUACCGUCAAUCGGUCCGUGUAUCUGUCUUAAGUGCAUAUCAUGUUUCCCUUUUCUUUC
Messenger RNA from Magnolia sinica, 1770 nucleotides. RefSeq names its product blue-light photoreceptor PHR2. Gene Ontology annotation, molecular function: DNA binding; FAD binding. The transcript has 4 exons. Gene Ontology annotation, biological process: photoreactive repair. The coding region runs from base 114 to 1490 and encodes 458 amino acids. NCBI's taxonomy places the organism in Eukaryota, Viridiplantae, Streptophyta, Magnoliopsida, Magnoliales, Magnoliaceae. The record is from RefSeq and is a predicted model, not a curated record.